GAGCUGCCGGUUGCUGCCGCGCCACCUAUCGGUGGACCGGAGUUACUGCAUCUCUGUCGGCGUUGUCACAAAUGAACACUGUGACGAUUAGAGCCAACAUGGCGGAGAGCGAGAGCUUGGAGACUGUCACCGAACAUGAGCGAAUAUUACAAGAGAUCGAGAGCACGGACACCGCGUGCGUGGGGCCGACGCUACGAUCUGUUUACGAUGAUCAGCCCAAUGCACACAAAAGGUUUAUGGAGAAACUUGACGCCAGAAUACGCAACCAUGACAGAGAGAUCGAGAAAAUGUGCAACUUCCAUCAUCAGGGAUUCGUGGACGCCAUCACAGAGCUGCUGAAGGUCCGAGCAGAUGCUGAGAAGCUGAUGGGCCAAGUGAGCGACACCAAUCGAAGACUUCAAGACGCCGGACGGGAGGUGACGGCCCAAACGGAGGAGGUCAUCCGCUGCCGAAUUCAACAGAGGAACAUGGCUACCACGGUGGAGAAGUUGCAGCUCUGCAUUCCCGUCCUGGAAAUGUACAGCAAAUUAAAGGAGCAGCUUGAAUCGAAAAGAUACUACUCUGCAUUGAAAACCAUGGAGCAGCUAGAAAACAUUUAUAUUCCCAGAGUGAGCCAGUACAGAUUCUGCCAAAUCAUGGCUGAGACGCUUCCUAAACUCCGAGAGGAGAUUAAGGAGAUCUCCAUGUCCGACCUAAAAGACUUUUUGGAGAGUAUCAGAAAGCACUCGGAUAAAAUUGGUGAAACCGCAAUGAGACAGGCUCAGCAGCACCGUACGUUUAACAGUGAAGUGCAGAAGCAGGUGACGCUGAGCUGUGCCAAACCUCUGUAUGGUCUGAACGGCCGAACACCCCUCCAUCACAACGGCCUGAGCACAGAGGCAGCAGAUGAAGAGGAGAUGGAUGAGGAGGUCUUGACGGCGCAGGAUCUGGUGGAUUUUUCGCCAGUCUACCGAUGUCUUCACAUCUACACUGUUUUGGGAGACAGGGAGACGUUUGAAAACUACUAUAGGAAGCAAAGAAAAAAACAAGCAAGACUAGUACUGCAGCCUCAGUCUAACAUGCACGAGACAGUGGAGGGCUACAGGAAGUACUUUAAUCAGAUUGUCGGGUUCUUUGUGGUGGAGGAUCACAUACUACACGCCACACAAGGCCUGGUGACUAGAGCCUUCACAGAUGAACUGUGGAACAUGGCCCUGUCCAAAAUCAUCGCAGUGCUCCGCACACACUCCUCCUACUGCAGUGAUCCCGAUCUGGUCCUGGAACUGAAGAACCUGAUAGUUAUAUUUGCAGACACUUUACAGGGUUAUGGCUUCCCUGUCAACAGACUUUUUGACCUUUUGUUUGAGGUUAGAGAUCAGUACAAUGAAACAUUGCUCAAAAAAUGGGCCCUGGUGUUCAGGGAUAUUUUUGAGCAGGACAACUACAGCCCCAUUCCAGUGGAAAAUGAAGAGGAGUAUAAGGCCGUGGUCAGUCGCUUCCCCUUCCAUGAUGCAGAGAUAGAAAAGCAACAAUUUCCAAAGAAGCUGCCCAUGUCCCAAUCAGUGCCUCAAAUCUACUCUCAAGUGAAGGAGUUUAUUUAUGCCAGCUUGAAGUUCUCCGAGUCACUCCAUCGCAGCUCAACUGAGAUUGACGACAUGCUCCGUAAAUCCACCAACCUGCUGCUGACGAGGACGUUGAGCAGCUGCUUACAAAAUCUAAUCAAAAAGCCACACAUAGGAUUAACUGAGCUAGUUCAAAUUAUCAUCAACACCACCCAUUUAGAGUAUGCGUGUAAAUAUCUGGAGGAUUUUAUCACGAACAUCACCAAUGUUUCCCCGGAAACGGUUCAUACCACAAGACUCUACGGGCUUUCCACCUUCAAGGAUGCUAGACAUGCAGCCGAAGGAGAAAUAUACACCAAACUCAACCAGAAGAUUGAUGAAUUCAUUCAGCUGGCUGAUUAUGAAUGGGGCAUGGCAGAGUCGGACGGCAGGGCCAGCGGCUACCUCAUGGACCUCAUUAACUUCCUGCGUAGCACCUUCCAGGUCUUCACACACCUUCCAAAUAACAACAAAGAUCAUGCUGCGAUGUCGGGUAAGGUGGCACAGACGGCGUGCAUGUCUGCCUGUAAACACCUGGCCACGUCACUGAUGCAGAUGCUGCUGGAUACUGAGCUCAAACAGAUCAGCAUGGGAGCCAUUCAGCAGUUCAAUCUGGAUGUCAUACAGUGUGAACUGUUUGCCAGUUCAGAGCCCGUGCCAGGAUUCCAGGGGGACACACUGCAGUUGGCCUUCAUUGACCUCCGACAGCUUCUAGAUCUGUUCAUGGUGUGGGAUUGGUCCACGUACCUAGCAGACUACGGACAGCCCACCUCAAAGUACCUGCGGGUGAACCCCUCCACUGCGCUAGCACUUUUGGAGAAAGUCAACAGAGGAAUGAAAGACACAAGUAAAAAGAACAACAUCUUCUCCCAGUUCAGGAAGAACGACCGUGACAAGCAGAAAUUGAUCGAGACGGUGGUGAAGCAGCUGAGAAGUUUGGUGAAUGGAAUGUCCCAGCAUUCCUAGAGUCGUCCGAACACUGGGCUGGGUUUGACAAUGUAACUUACAAACUAUGUUAUACUUCUUGCUUUGGCCCUUUUUUCGAAUCCAAUAAGGUAACUACUCUCAAAGUACUGUGGUAUAUUUUGACUGCAUCCUCCAUGUCUUCUGCCAAAAUAUUCACCACUGUAGCUUAAUAAUGUAAAUAUAGUGCAAAAAUAAUGAGAAAAAAAGUGAACAGAAGAAGUUAUGCAGUAAUUUUUUGUAAUGUAUUUUUAAAGGUUGAGAAUUAUGUUUUGUACGUUGUGAAAGUGCAAUGACUCCUAACACUACACUUGAGAGAGCGGCGGUGUGUAUGUGACUGGUGAUGCUGAUGGUCAUAUUGCAUCCUGUAUGAAAUUCUCCCUGGUGUAACAUGGAUGAAGUUUUAUUGUAAAUAUUUUUAAAUAUAUUUAACACUGCUAUGGAAUCAUGCUUCCCAUUGGUCUGCCUUGAGGUGAAGUUGACUCAAAUUAGGUAACUUAUAAAUGCUAAACAUUUGCAUGAGAAUGCAUCGUUUUUUCUUUUACGUUGGCAGACUUUGUUCCAACUCAUGUGCACAAACAGCACUUCUUUAUUGAAAAGAAUUUAAAAUUGUCAGCUGCAUUUCACUGAACGAUGUACAAAUUCACCAUGGAAUUAUAUUUACUUUUUUAUUUCUCAGGGUGAAAUGAAAGCUUUGGGUUCAGAUGCGUUAGAAUCUCAUUUUUAGGUGAAAAUAAAUAAGCAAUAAUUGGUCCAGCUACAGACAUUGAAAAAUCCCAGAAUAAUAUCUUUAUCCACAUGGUUUUUUGUUUCUUAACAUUUAUUUUGAGCAGGCAUUUUGCACUGAAAAUUAUUUAAGUUUGCUUUUUAACAAGCAACUGUAUGCUUAUGUAUUUAAAGUAUCACUGUAUAUACCAUAAUAUUUUAUUAAAAUUGGGGAAAAAAUGGAAUGUAAAAAUAAAACAUUUGUCAUCUGAGGAUAUUCCCAUAUUUCAGUUUUCUGUUGUCUUAUGGUUGUAACAACACUAAUAUUGGUUUCACUUUAAGAUAACUCUCAUGACUUAAAGACGUGGUUAACAAAUCAGUAGUUCCUUACAUUCAGAUAUUACAAGUGUUUGAAUGUACAUUACCUAAUGAUCUGUUAGGCAUUAUGGAAUUUGUUAAAAUUAAUAAUUAAAGUUACUGUAAAGUGUCACACAGAUAUUCAACAUUUCAAUGAGGCAGACAGAAUCACAAUAUCCAAAAACUGGCAUUACCUGGAGUUACACAAACCCAAGUGACUUCAGUUGUUUUCAAGGUCCACCUAUUUUUAUUUGUGUGCUUAAAUAAAAUUUCACCACAAAAAUA
This is a messenger RNA of Cyprinus carpio (common carp), 3890 nucleotides long. RefSeq names its product exocyst complex component 6-like. Gene Ontology annotation, biological process: exocytosis; intracellular protein transport; Golgi to plasma membrane transport. Gene Ontology annotation, cellular component: membrane; exocyst. The transcript is spliced from 24 exons. The record is from RefSeq and is a predicted model, not a curated record. NCBI's taxonomy places the organism in Eukaryota, Metazoa, Chordata, Actinopteri, Cypriniformes, Cyprinidae. Bases 72 to 2546 code for a protein of 824 amino acids.